UCUCCGCGCUCUGGAGUGACAUAAUGGAAUUUUUAGGGCUAGAAAGCGAGCGAGGUCUGGCUGUGCGCAUAGCAGUCGUGCCAUCGGGAAAAGACAAUAUCGCCCGCGCGCAGGAGAGACACGUCCGAGCCCCGCCAGCUCCACAGCUCCAGCGGUGCGGACGCCGUACGCGCGGAGGGGACACGGGAACGGGAUCGCGUGCGAUAACGAUCAGCUGAUUUCCUCAUGCCUGGAUGUGUCGCUUCAACGAUCGCUAAUGCGUAACGCCCAGCACUCCCUCAUGUGAGGGUGUAGAAUGGAAACAACCCUCUACCCAGGCGCCGUGGUGAACAAUCCGAGGGUCCCCAGCAUCUUUUCCCAGAGCACAAUGAUGAAAAAGGAAAUUAAUCUGAACCUGGACGAUCAGAACGCCGAACUCAAAUCCAACCCGCUCCGGGACUCCGACGGACUCCUCAACUCCCCGGACUUGGGACUAUUGAAACUAACUUCUCCGGACCUGGAGCGUCUCAUCAUCCAGUCCAACGGUCUGGUCACCGCCACCAACCCCGCUUCCCAGUUCCUCUACCCCAAAUCGGCCAGCGACGAGCAGGAGUUCGCGGAGGGCUUCGUCAAGGCGCUGGAGGACCUCCACAAGCAGAACCAGCUCAACGAAGCGGGCUGUGUGUCCGUGGACAGACUGGAGCUGCUGGGCUCGUCCAGCGCCGUCGGCUCCGCCGGGCUCCAGGCCUCGGACCUGCCAGUAUACACUACUUUGAACGGCUAUGCGGCCAGCCCGCUCGGGGCCACCACCAUCAACUACUCCACGGACACCAUCCCCUUCCCACCGCCGCCCUCGCAUCUCGCCGGCGCGCAGCAACAGGCGGCCGCCGCGGCGGCGCUGUCGCGGCUGCAGUCCGCCGGCGUGAAGGACGAGCCGCAGACGGUGCCGGACAUGCAGAGCUUCGGGGACAGCCCCCCGCUGUCCCCCAUCGACAUGGACAACCAGGAGCGCAUCAAGGCGGAGCGCAAGAAGCUGCGGAACCGGAUAGCGGCGUCCAAGUGUCGCAAGCGGAAGCUGGAGCGCAUCUCGCGGCUGGAGGACAAGGUCAAGAGCCUGAAGACGCAGAACACGGAGCUGGCGUCCACGGCCAGCGUCCUCAGGGAACAGGUGGCCCAGCUGAAGCAGAAGGUGAUGAACCACGUGAGCAGCGGAUGCCAGCUCCUGCCGAACCAGGUCCAGGCGUACUGAAGCACAGGUGCUGUGGCCGGAUGCUUGUCUGAGGAUAAAGGCCCGAACCGCCAGGGACAUUUGCCUUUUUAUAACCCAAAACCCUAAUCAGUGACUACGCCAGGACCGUGUAAACAGUCUUCAGACCAAAGGCUGCACGAGAAGCUCUUGCACUGUGUAGAAAUGAACAGCCUUUGAUGUGUAUAAAGCUGCGAGCCAACUGGAAAUGACAGGUUCCCGGCAGCAGGUAUGAGCUGCAGCCUCGUCGGAUCCAAGACAUUCUGACAGUGUUGAGAGAAUUAUUACCAUUGCCCUAGUUCUUGGGAAGCCAUGUAGCACUUUGCUAUCUAGUGGUGUAAGAUAGCUGGACAAUCUCAGCACAGUGCAACCAAACACCAGGGUGACACCAGGUGCUCUCAUCCACCGUGUAAUAUAAAGCCUUACUUGUUUACAAGCACUUAGCAAUGGCAUACAUUCAUAUAUAUUUUAUUUACUGAACAAUUAUUUUACAUAUGGACUUUUUUUUCAUCUUUUGGCUACAUGAACACUGCAUGACUUGUUGCUUUUGUGUACAGUAACCAUUGUAUUGUCAUCAUGGUGGCUGUUGUAUAUUUUCACAGUUGCCAAACCUUCAUGAAUGUACAUGUACGUGCUGAGAAAUCAACUGUAUCCAUCUGAAAUGGACCUUCUCUUGGACAUAUAUUAAAUUCACUACAUUAUUACA
This is a messenger RNA of Betta splendens (Siamese fighting fish), 1931 nucleotides long. RefSeq names its product transcription factor JunD-like. Gene Ontology annotation, cellular component: transcription regulator complex. Gene Ontology annotation, molecular function: RNA polymerase II cis-regulatory region sequence-specific DNA binding; transcription factor binding; DNA-binding transcription factor activity, RNA polymerase II-specific. The record is from RefSeq and is a predicted model, not a curated record. Gene Ontology annotation, biological process: regulation of transcription by RNA polymerase II; regulation of cell cycle; regulation of cell population proliferation. The coding region runs from base 296 to 1228 and encodes 310 amino acids. The transcript has a single exon. NCBI's taxonomy places the organism in Eukaryota, Metazoa, Chordata, Actinopteri, Anabantiformes, Osphronemidae.